ACAAAAACCAAAACAAUGGCUAGCCCAUCAAUGGCAAUGGAUCCUCGCAUAUGGAGAAACCUCCCACAAAAUCUCUUAGACCGAAUCCUCGCUUUCCUCCCACCACCUUCCUUCUUCCGCGCACGCGCUGUUUGCAAACGUUUAUACUCCCUUAUCUUCUCCGACACCUUCUUAGAAAUGCACCUUCAUCUCUCCCCAUCCCUUCACUGGUUCCUCUUCUUCCCUUCAACUAACAUCCCUACUCCAACAACCACCACCACCACUACCACCCCAACCACUCUCUCCACUGCCUUCCUCCUCAACACCAACGACAACACAUGGCACCACCUUUCCUUCUCCUCCCUUAUCCCUCCCAACUUCUCCCCCGCCGCCUCUUCCGGCGGCCUUCUCUGCUUCAUCUCCACCACCCCCGGCCUUAAAACCCUCAUCCUUUGCAACCCUUUAUCCAAACUCAUCUCCCAACUCCCUUCUUCUCUUCGCCCCCGUCUCUUCCCUUCCGUCGGCCUCACCGUAGGCCACUCCUCCUUCAUCUGCGUCAUCGCCGGCGACGAUCUCAUCUCCCCUUUCGCUGUCAAAAACCUCACUGCUGAAACCUUCCACGCUGAUGGCCUCACUGGCUUCUACUCACCUUGGACCACCGCCAGUUCUCUCCCUCGUCUCUGCAACCUCGAGUCCGGCCUCAUGCUCUUCAUCUCCGGCCGCUUCUACUGCAUGAACUACAGCCCGUUCAGUGUCCUCGCUUACGACGUCGCCUCCAACGACUGGUUCAAGAUCCAAGCUCCCAUGCGCCGCUUCCUCCGUUGCCCAAGCCUCGUCGACCUUGGCGGCCGCGUGGUCCUCGUCGCUGCCGUCGAGAAGAGCAAGCUCAACGUACCGAGGAGUCUCCGGCUAUGGGUUCUCCAGCCUUGCGGCCGUGCUUGGGCUGAGCUUGAUCGGAUGCCGGCUGAGGUUUAUAGGCAAUUCAGUGAGGCUGAAGGUGGUCAUGGGUUUGAGUGUGUUGGCCAUGGCUGUCUCAUAGUCAUUACUAUCAAAGACUCUAAUGAUAUACUUCUCUUUAACUCUCACCGGAAAGUAUGGUGGUGGGCGCCGCCGUGCCCGUUCUUGGACGUCCGGCAACGGCGUGGUUUGAGAGGUUUUGCUUAUGAGCCUCGCUUGGCUACUCCUUCUGUUGGUCUUCUUGAAACUCCUACUUCCAUCUCAUUCCAUGCUUUCAGUGCUUAAUUAGUUCUAUGGUUCUAUGUUUCCAUGUCUUUCUAGUUUGUCAGUUAGUUAGGGUUGGUUUGUUUUGGGGUCUCUUUCAUUGGUUGCAUGGGAUGAUAUAUUCCAUGUUAUGCUAUGCUA
Dioscorea cayenensis subsp. rotundata (Guinea yam) is the source of this 1341-nucleotide messenger RNA. RefSeq names its product protein UNUSUAL FLORAL ORGANS. The coding region runs from base 16 to 1221 and encodes 401 amino acids. NCBI's taxonomy places the organism in Eukaryota, Viridiplantae, Streptophyta, Magnoliopsida, Dioscoreales, Dioscoreaceae. The transcript has a single exon. The record is from RefSeq and is a predicted model, not a curated record. Gene Ontology annotation, molecular function: protein binding.